GAACUCACAAUACCACCGCGUCUCCCAUCUAUUUAUAUACACAAUGCGUGCCCAAUCUCCCCUUACCAUAGCACAAUACCACACCAAGAACGUUAUCUACUCCCCUUCCAAAUGGCAACAAUAUCAAGCAUUAGCCUCUCGACCCCAAGAACCGUGCCCAAGUCGGCCGAGCCGCAGAAGCUGUCCGCCUCCGCCUCCCCACAGCUGAAUUAUCCAUGGAGGAGGACCUACCAGCUCGGGGCUCGCCGCCGCAUGGUGAUGGCCUCCGCUGCCCCGGAGAAGAUAGAGGAUAAGGUGGCCGAAAGCAUAAAGGAAGCGGAGGAGGCAUGCUCCGGCGACCCCGCGAGCGGCGAGUGUGUGGCCGCAUGGGAUGAGGUGGAGGAGCUGAGCGCGACGGCGAGCCACCUUAGGGACAAGAAGGUGGCAUCGGAUCCCCUAGAGACUUACUGCAAGGACAACCCGGAGACCGCCGAAUGCCGUACAUACGAAGAUUGAUAUCUAUCCGCUAUACCCCUCGCCAUGUCCUUGAGAUGAUUAAUUUCAGUUCUGGUAUAUGUGCUGUGAGAAUAGUGAUACCUUGUUGUACUUUCAUCAGAUGUACCUUGCACCACUGGAUUUUAUUGGUGACAGCCUGAAUACAUGCUAAUGAAUAUGCGUAUUCUUCUAUAACA
Molecule: messenger RNA, 671 nt
Organism: Syzygium oleosum
Lineage: Eukaryota; Viridiplantae; Streptophyta; Magnoliopsida; Myrtales; Myrtaceae
Product: calvin cycle protein CP12-1, chloroplastic-like
Exons: 1
Coding region: 112-495 (127 amino acids)
Biological process (GO): negative regulation of reductive pentose-phosphate cycle
Cellular component (GO): chloroplast
Source: RefSeq, a predicted model, not a curated record